AUGGGCGGCAACGCAAGUAAAGUCACCGCCCAGGACAAGGCAAUCCUCGACCUCAAGCUCCAACGCGACAAGCUCCACCAGUACCAGCGCCGCAUCACGGUCCUGACGGACAAGGAGACGGCCGUCGCGAAGCAGAUGCUCGCAAAGGGCGACAAGCCGCGCGCCCUCCUCGCCCUCCGCCGCAAAAAAUACCAAGAGUCUCUCCUGCAAAAGACGGACGCCCAGCUCGAGCAGCUCGAGAAGCUCACGUCGUCGGUUGAGUUCGCCAUGAUCCAAAAGGACGUCGUGUUCGGCCUGCAGCAGGGCACAAAGGUGCUCAAGGAGAUCCACUCCGAGAUGGGCGGCAUCGAGCACGUUGAGAAGCUCAUGGGCGAGACGGCCGACGCUAUUGCUUACCAAAAGGAGGUCAGCGACAUGCUCGGCGGCCGUAUAUCAGUCCAGGACGAAGAAGAAGUCGAAGACGAGCUCGCCGCCCUCGAGGCCAGCGUCGCCGCCGAAGACGCCAUCCGCAACCCGCCCAAGCAACACAAGCUCCCGACAGUGCCCGACACGGAACUACCGGUCCCGCAGGGCGAAGAGGAAGAGCCGGAGGCGCAGCAGCCGCUUCGGACGAGGCAGCCCAUGUUGGCUUCCUAA
Molecule: messenger RNA, 636 nt
Organism: Colletotrichum orchidophilum
Lineage: Eukaryota; Fungi; Ascomycota; Sordariomycetes; Glomerellales; Glomerellaceae
Product: Snf7 family protein
Exons: 3
Coding region: 1-636 (211 amino acids)
Biological process (GO): vesicle budding from membrane; late endosome to vacuole transport via multivesicular body sorting pathway
Cellular component (GO): ESCRT III complex; multivesicular body
Source: RefSeq, a predicted model, not a curated record